This is a messenger RNA of Nerophis lumbriciformis (worm pipefish), 1047 nucleotides long. Lineage: Eukaryota; Metazoa; Chordata; Actinopteri; Syngnathiformes; Syngnathidae. The record is from RefSeq and is a predicted model, not a curated record.
AUGCGUUAUCGUGUAUUUUCGUUAUGGUGCGGAUCGGAUCGUCCAGGAUUCUUUCUAGGAACAACACUGCUGGUGGGACUCAUCUCCUUUGUUUAUGCUGCAGGGCUUCAAGCCAGUCUCAGUAUAGGUCGAGGUGGAAAUUUACCACGUUUCAGAGAUGUGUUCCUGUUUGCUCUCAAUCAUGAUGAUUUGCCUGCUUUGCUAGUCAGCAUUUCUCUGCUGCUGCUGUUCAGCCCAUAUCAGGAGCGUCGAUGGGGAACUGUCGCCUACCUUGUGCUCUCCAACCUGACAAUGAUUGUAUUACCUUUCAUUUACACUUUGGUCAUCUUUGCAUUUCGUCUUCAAGCCAGUCGGAUCUGUGGCUACGCUGCCAUUCAGCUGGCAUUGUUUACAGCCCAGUGCCGUCACUUGACGAAGAGGCGGGUGCAAGGUUGCGUGCCAGUUUGGGUUCUGCCCUGGUUGCUGCUGCUGCUUUUGCUGGUCGUGCUGCCAGGGACUCCCGCACUGCUUAAUUUCUGUGCAAUAUGCAUCGGUCACAACUAUAGUCACAGCUUUAUUGGGAUGCUACAGGAGCUGGAGGAAGCCACUGUCCUGACUUUCAUUCCCACUUGGUUGUAUAUUCCCACUCUGUCUAGACUGAGACUGCCAACCUACAGCUCCUCACAGAUAGAUCAUGCGACUUCACCUGCCACCAGGGAGCGCUCAACAUUGAACCACCUUUUCUGGGAGGAGCCACUGUCUCCAUGGAACCAAGGGUCUGAUGCAGAAGCGUUGGAGGAACAGAUGCUGAGGGCUGGAAUACUUGCCUCUUUACAGGAUGUCCCAGAUGAAGUGAGUCGAAAAGUGGAAGUGCCCAAAUCAUCGGUGUCUGCACUGAGACUCCAGCAGUUGGAGAAGAUGGGCUUCCCCACAGAAAAAGCUGUAGUGGCGCUGGCAGCCUCAAAACAGCUAGAUGGCGCUAUCUCCCUGCUUAUAGAUGAUCGUGUUGGCGAGCAGGCUGUGGUUAUAGCCAAGGGGAAGACCCCUCCACCUAAGGACUCCGAGUAA